AUUUUGCUCCAUAUCGCGAGGGAUCAGGGCUCAGAAUGUCAGAAAGGGGCAUUUCAAGAUCUCUAAAUUCACUGGGAAAUGAAAUGGAUGUUGUUGCACACAGAAACCCUGCUUAUGAAGACGAUUCCUGUGAUUCAAUAGAAUCAUUUCAACACUCUUCAGACAGCGAGACAUCUGAUGAGAAAUACGACGACCAUUUUGGGAAUCAGAAAGUAGAAAAUAUUCCAAUUCAAAAGACACCACUUCCAGAGGAGUUCUCAGUCCAAAGUUCCCAGUUUUCGCACAGACCGUCAGCUAAAAUGUGGGAUGUAUUUCAAGUUUCCACAGAAGAUAAUGUGUCGGGUUCGGAAUUAGCCUGCUGGAAUGCCUGUUUCUACGUCACCAGGAUUGCUCUUUGCAUUGUGCUGUUCACGCUUGUGUUCUUUACAUCUGCUAUUUCAAAAUUUACAUUUCUUUUAAUGACUGCUAAUAUAUUCCCUGGAAACAAUGCAACCAGACUGAAAAGUUUAGGUGGAAAUCUGUCUUACUCAAGCAGAUUCACCGACAUUAACUGGAUAUGGGGAAUAUUAAUCACAAUCUCAGCACCUUACCUUUUCACGGUGUUUAAGUACUCGUGGGUUUUUCUCUUCAAGAAGACAUGGCCUCUUCAUUUGAAUACUCUCUUGGUGGCAUUUUUCACCGAGACGUUACAUUCGAUUGGACUAUGUACAUUCACAUUGGUGGUGUUACCGAGUUUUGACCCAAUCACAGCAUGCAUUCUUUGUUUCAGUAUAUCUACAAUUCCAGGGAUUCUAAAAAUUAUUUUCCCAUCCAGAGACCCCCAAAACAUUAAAAAGCCAGGAAAAGGCGUCUACACAGCCCAAGUAGCUAUCAACACAUUAGCUGCUUUGUGUCAGUUAGGUUCUGUAGCAUUAUGGUGUUACUAUAUUUAUCUGUCCCACACUAACAACUCUAUAAUUUUGAUCAUUCUGGUUAUUCUAUCCCCAGUUUUGAUAUCGAUUUCAUGGUGGGAAAAUUUUGUAUCACAACCGAAACCAGAUAAAUUCAGUAAAAGUGAUUCAAAUCCAACCGAAACACCUUCAAUGUUUUCUUUUCCCCUCCUUCAGAAAAAUAUGAGAAAAGAAAGAGUUAGAAUUGGGAUCAUUACAAAUCUAUGGAAAAUAAUUUUGACCUUAAUUAUAAUGCCAAGUGUUUUGUUUGGGGCUAGUUGUAAAGACGGACAGGCUUGUAUCAGGACAUUUUUCUUUCAAUCAGCACCAAAAGCUGAAAUUAUACGAAUAGCCUCCUCCAAUCUCACCAUGAAUGGACAAUAUGGAGACAAAUGUGUAUCGUACUUACCAUAUAUGGUAGCUUUAACAAAUGUUAUAUCUAGCAUUAUUUGCUACAAAUGUGUAAAAGCAGCGAGUAAAAUUCUGGCCCAGAAACUUUGUUUUGCUUUGCCCAUUGUCCUCUCUACGCCAGCUGUUCUUGGUUUAUUUUUCGGAAUAUACUCUCAUACACUGAAUCCAGAAAUCCCUCCUUCAGAAACGUUGACACUUGGGACAUGCAUUUUUCCACUACCAUAUGGUUCAAACAACAAUGUCGACCCAUCGAUUCUCUUUGAGCUUGUGGAAUUCUACUGGCCUGCACUUGUAGCAGGGAUUUCGGGAUUUUUAUCCUUCCUGAUGAUUUCUAAUCAUAUCUGGUCACCAAACAAGGAGCGAUUGAUUCCAACAGAUCGGCUAUUUGUCCGUGCAUUAUACUGUGGCGCAUUCCUAGAUCAGGCUUUAUUUCUAAACCGUAGACGGAUUGAUAAAGAGUUAAAAAUUGAAAAGAACAAAGAAACUAAAGAAGUGCCAUUGCCUGACGACAAUGAUGAUAAUUCUGAAGAGAAGAAUUGGUCAGAACUCCGGGAGGAUGAUACGCCAAUGAUCUAUAUGUGUGCAACAAUGUGGCAUGAAUCAGAAACCGAGAUGGUGCAGAUACUUAAGUCCAUUUUCAGACAAGACAUUGAUCAAUGUGCGAGGAGAAAUGUGCAGAUUGGAUUAGGAAUUAAAGAUCCAGAUUACUAUGAAUUCGAAGCCCAUAUUUUCUUUGACGACGCGUUUGAAGCACGUGCGGAUGGCCAAGGGCGAUUCAAGAUAAACAGCUAUGUGAAACAACUCAUCAAUUCUAUACCUAUAGCAGCUCGAUCGGUAUAUGGAAGAAAACAAACAAUUCCUUCACCUAAUUGUAUGGAUACGCCAUAUGGAGGGCGUUUAGAAUGGAACCUUCCGGGUGGUAACAAUCUUAUUGCCCAUCUCAAGGACAAAACUAAAAUACGUCACAGAAAGAGAUGGAGUCAGGUGAUGUAUAUGUAUUAUUUUUUGGCCUAUAAAUUGAUGAAUAUUCCGAGAAAGACAAGGAGACAGAAAAGGACAAUAGCAGAAAAUACGUUUCUUCUGGCGUUAGACGGUGACGUGGACUUUCAACCCAAAGCCGUUCAGCUUCUUGUGGAUAGAAUGCGUAAGAAUCCUGACGUAGGGGCAGCUUGUGGAAGAAUACAUCCAAUAGGAACAGGUCCUAUGGUGUGGUAUCAGAAAUUCGAGUAUGCUGUCAGCCAUUGGCUCCAGAAGGCAGCAGAGAAUGUUUUGGGAUGUGUGCUUUGUAGCCCAGGCUGUUUCAGUCUGUUUCGUGGUUCUUCCCUGAUGGAUGACAAUGUCAUGGCACGAUACACAACACGUCCGACAGAACCACAACAUUAUGUUCAAUACGAUCAAGGAGAAGACCGAUGGCUAUGUACGUUAUUACUGCAGCAAGGAUACAAAGUGGAGUAUGUAGCCGCCAGUGAUGCUUUAACAUACGCACCAGAAACUUUCAAUGAAUUUUACAACCAGCGCAGAAGAUGGUCUCCGUCAACAAUGGCAAAUGUAUUGGAUCUUCUCAUGGAUUGGAAAAACGUCACAAGGAAAAAUGAAGACAUUUCUAAGCUGUAUAUUCUGUAUCAGAUGUUUUUGAUGAUUUGCUCCAUUUUAACUCCUGGGACAAUUUUUCUGAUGAUUCUAGGGGCUAUAAGUAUGGCGUUUCCUGCUAUCCCACCAGUCGCUGGGAUGGUGAUCAAUCUAGUACCCGUCACUGGAAUGGUUAUACUGUGUUUUACUGCAAAACCAAACUUCCAACUAGCCUAUGCGGCGGUUGUAUCGACGAUCUAUUCGCUACUGAUGAUGGUAGUCUUGGUCGGUCUGUUAGUGGAGGCUGCCACGGCAGGGUUCUGUUCUGUCACAACUCUGUUUCUCUUGUUUGUCGUCGGUGUCUUCCUUGUUUCAGCCGUUGUUCAUCCUCAGGAAUUUUAUUGUGUCCUUCAUGGCUUCAUUUAUUUCCUGUCCAUUCCGUCCAUGUCUAUGCUGUUAAUGAUCUACUCCCUCGGCAACCUUCACGUGGUGUCAUGGGGAACACGUGAAACCAAGGAAGUGCAGCCACAACAGACAGCUAGAAACGUCAUCUUACAGGAUAACAAAACAAAAUCUAACAGGCUUGUGGAAACCCUUGGUUUUGGAACAAAUGGCGGAAAAUCUGAUUAUCUUUUUUCGUGCGGAAAAUUCAUUAGAUGCUGUCCAACCAAGAAGCCAAAUGAACGACUAUUCCAAGUCUUACUUGAUAGACUUGACGACAUAGAAGCCCAGAUCUCUAAGGAUUCACAGGGGCCGGACCAAGAAGAGAAUUUGGAAUCUGCAGAGGAACUCCAUUUCACGAAACAGAACGUAAUGAUAGAUGGGGCUAUCGUUAGAGAAAACCCAAUGUUUAAUGAUGAAGAAGAAUUCAAAAACAAAGAAGCAUCGAAUUCUUGGAUUAGUGACGAAGAUUUAAAAAAAUGUCCGGUGAAAUCUCUUGGAAUGGAUGAAAUGGCGUUUUGGCAAGAAUUUAUACCAAAAUAUCUACAACCACUGGCCCAAGAUAAAGAGCAUGAGAAACAGAUGCAACAAGGUCUCAUCGAAUUAAGAAAUAAAGUUUGCCUUGGUUUUCUGUUGAUGAAUGCCCUUUUCGUGACGAUUGUAUACGUUCUUACGGAGGUCAACGCGACUACUAACCAAACACUCUCAAUUAAACUCCCAUGUACGGUAGGGGAAGGGCGACCAGGGCGGGGCUAUAUUGAACCCAUAUCAUUCGCUUUUACAGCUGUAUUUGGAAUCAUGUUAUUCUUACAGUUCAUCUGCAUGCUUAUGCAUCGUAUGUCGACGUUCAUCCACAUAUCUGCUUCUACACAAUUUAAUCUGAGCAAGAGAUUACAAGAUUGGUUUUACCCCAAAGAACAAGGUUCCCCAGAUAUCGGUGUGGAAGAAGGGUUAGAGGUUGUAAAACAACUUCAGGCAGUAAAGGAAGAUGACACGAUAUCUAUAAUGUCCCAAGAUACAAAUUACAGCGAGGACUCUUACACACGAUCCGGGAAUAAAUCGAGAGAGAUGUGGAAAAGAUACACAAGAAGAUUGCGAGAAAAGACCAGCAAACAGCCGCAAGAACUACGUGCGAAUUUUGCAGACAAUUUAGAGACACUUACAAAAGCCUUAGAAGUAGGAGAUGAUGCAAGUACGAGAGGUAUGCGCGAAGAAAGUAAUUUUAAUGUACAUGAUGACAAAAUAUCCGAAGUUCAGAAAUUAUUAAAGAAUAGAUUCAAUAGAAAGACACUCAGUGCGGUUAGAACGAUAGCAGAAAAUCAAGUCCGUACGCAAGAAAUUAAAAGAAGGGCCACAGCUUUAAAAAACAGGAAAAAAAUACAUGAAAGUCGGUGGAAUGAUUUUGCCGAAAGAGGAAAACUUGACAAUGAACGUAAAAACAAAGGACAGACCGGGAGAAUAAGUUUUGGAUUUGCUUCUGUUGCUACGGCUGCAAUGGCCCAAGAAAAUCGAAGACGUCUGGAAGAAAGCGACGAAAUUCUGGAAACAAUUAAUGAGAACGAUGGCACAGUAAUCCAGCAAGAAAAGAAGAGCAUCAGCUUUGCAUCUGUUGCUAAAACUGCUUUGAUGCAUAAAAAUGAAAAACAUAUAGAAGAGACAUUGGUAGUAUCGAGUAAUAACACCGAAAUGAAAGAUAAUUUAAAAGAUGCUACAACAGAAAAAACAAGCACAGUUAGGUUCGCCUCUAUUGCCAAAGCUGCAGUGACCCAGGAAAGACAGAAAAAUCUUGAAAAUACGGGCCAUGAUCAAGUUAAUGAAGAUAAUUUUAAGGAAAGCGGCAAUACAAAUGCUGGUGCAUCUGUAGAGACAGGAAGUUUAGGUCAAGUCUCGGAAAAGUCAAAGGAAAACUCUUCAGAAGAUAAAAACGAUUCUGAAGAUGAAAUAAAAUCUAAUGAGGAUAAGUCAGAUAAUCAGCAAAAUGAACAAGAAAAAGCUGUACCAAGUGCAGAAUCAUGUUACCUAUAGAAUUCAAUAUGGGUAUUGACAAACAUGUGAUUUCAUUUUUUCUAUUUGAUUUUUUUUAUUUAUUUAGUAAUCUUUCUUCAAAAAUACUCAUAAUGAGAUCAAUCAUUUCGAGCUUCGAAUGUAUCCCAUUUUCGAUUCUUGUCAGAGAUAUAGAAUCGAUUGGAAUAAAUUUUAUAUAAUCAUGUAUUUCGCUAUAAGAUCGCAAGAAAUCAUACCUCGCAUACGAACACCGUUAUUUUUUCCCAAAUAUUCAUACUACAUGUAUAUAAACACUGUUAUAAGAGGAAAAUAAUAGUUUAAAAAUGUGUUGGAGAAAAACUACAUUACCAUUGAAACAAAUUUUAUU
This is a messenger RNA of Saccostrea cuccullata (small rock oyster), 5721 nucleotides long. RefSeq names its product chitin synthase chs-2-like. The record is from RefSeq and is a predicted model, not a curated record. Gene Ontology annotation, molecular function: chitin synthase activity. The coding region runs from base 36 to 5375 and encodes 1779 amino acids. The transcript is spliced from 16 exons. Gene Ontology annotation, cellular component: cell periphery; cell septum. Lineage: Eukaryota; Metazoa; Mollusca; Bivalvia; Ostreida; Ostreidae.